GGUAUUGAAGUUUUAUUAAAUUGUGUAGCCGUGUGUGAAUUCCAUAAACUAAUGGGCCUUGUUGGAGAGGUUGUGAGUGAAAUAGAAGUCAAUGCAAAUGCAGACAAAUUCUUUCAUUUCUUCAAACAUGAAAUCUUCCAUACUCCAAACAUUUCUUCAAAGUUUAUCCAACAAGUUGAACUUCAUGAAGGAGAUUGGGACAUCCAUUCCCAUGGCUCCAUAAAGAUUUGGAAUUACACUAUAGAUGGUAAGGCUGAAGCUUUCAAAGAGCGAGUGGAGUUCGAUGAUAAGAAACUAGCGAUGAAGUUGGUUGGAUUAGAAGGAAAUGUGUUUAAGCAUUACAAAACUUUCAAUAUUACAUAUCAAAUUGUGCCAAAAAAACAUCAGCAUAGUUUAGUAGUUUUGAAUUUGAAAUAUGAGAAACUUGAUGGUGACUCACCUACUCCAUACAAAUACGUUGAACUUUUAGAGAACAUCAUCAAAGAUAUUGAAUCAUACCUUAAAUAAUAAUAUUGUAGAUGACUCAAUUUGAGCUACUGUCUCUCGCUCAUAAUCUGAUAUAACUGACUGACUGAACAUGUUGUGUGUCAGUUAUAUGAUUUCUAGAGAUUUUGAGAAUUUAACAAAGAGUAAAUAAGAAUUAUCCUUGUUGUUAUAAUUGUAUGAAGCUCAAGUGUAGUGUUUGCCUGAUAUAUAGAAUAAGAUAUAUACAUAUGCAUACAUAUCUAUAAAUA
Messenger RNA from Cucumis melo (muskmelon), 734 nucleotides. Its product is annotated as MLP-like protein 329. Bases 52 to 507 code for a protein of 151 amino acids. Gene Ontology annotation, biological process: defense response. The transcript has 2 exons. The record is from RefSeq and is a predicted model, not a curated record. NCBI's taxonomy places the organism in Eukaryota, Viridiplantae, Streptophyta, Magnoliopsida, Cucurbitales, Cucurbitaceae.